Messenger RNA from Rhodamnia argentea, 1596 nucleotides. RefSeq lists its product as uncharacterized. Lineage: Eukaryota; Viridiplantae; Streptophyta; Magnoliopsida; Myrtales; Myrtaceae. The coding region runs from base 1 to 1596 and encodes 531 amino acids. The record is from RefSeq and is a predicted model, not a curated record. The transcript has a single exon. Gene Ontology annotation, molecular function: DNA-binding transcription factor activity.
AUGGAUGAAGAUCAGGAUACUCAGUUGUGUCUAGACUUUCACGACAAGGAGAAGGACAACGCCGGAGAGAACAAGCCGGUCGAUCUCACGAAAGGGAGGUUGUACAUAAAGCUGAAGAUGCCGACGGCGGUCAAUUGGUCUAAUGCUGAAGAAACCAGCAUGCAUGGCAACGACGAUCAAUUAAAGACCAGGAAGGUUUAUGUCUGCGAUUUCUGCAAUAAAACGUUCAGUACAGGAAAAGGAUUGGGAGGCCACAAGAGGAUUCACACGCAAGCAAGCAAGAGACAUCACCGAUUUCCCCACAAGAAGAUUUACAAACCCAAGCUCAAGAAGAGUGCUGGUGUCGACGAGCCUAAGGAUGAUUCCGAUGCAACUUGUGCGAUCUGUGGGAAGACUUUCCCUUCGAUGAAGUCCUUGUUUGGGCACAUGAGAUCCCACCCUGAGAGGGAGUGGAGGGGAAUUCAUCCCCCUACGAGGUCAAACCGCAGCAUGUUGGUCGCUGUACUGGAGUCCGCCGCUGGCACUUGCGGGGUUCGUGAUGGGGAUCCUGAUGAUACUAGCCAGAUAUCAUCGCCAGCUCCGCGAUCCACAUCGGAGUGGGGGGUCAUUGGCAAGAGGAGAAAUAAACUGUCCUCCACUGUUGACGACUUCCCGGGUUUGUCUUCGAGUCCGGUUCGGUCUGAUUGGGUAUCUAGUGACCUGGAGCUAGAAGCUAGUGAUAACCUCUUGUUGCUUGCUAAAGGGAAUCACCCUUUUAGCAAUCCAUCAAGCACAACUGGCCCAGAAAGCAAGUCGGCUCGAGGCAAUAAUUGCAAUGCCGAGAAGGUGAUAAAGGGCGAGUACGAAGAUGCUCGAGCCUGUCCCGAAUUGGUCAGCAUGUCCAAGAUGCAAAAGAUGGAGUCAUCCCCAUCUGAUAAGAAAGUGAAGAAAGUGAAUUCAGCCUAUAAAACAAAAGUGAGAGAGGGCAAAGGCAAGGAGAAGAUGGACGAGUUUCAAGGUUGUGAUGAUGACAAAGGAUACAGUCACGAGAGGAGUAAUGUAGCUGAUGAUGACAAAGGAUACAGUCAUGAGAGGAGUAAUGUAGCUGAGUCGAAUUGUAAGGAUGGUGAAUACAAAGUGACACAGGAUCAGGUUGAGCUAAAUACUCCCUUUGAGAAGGGAAACAUUGCAAAGAAGAAAAGGAAGCGAUUGCCCGGAAAUUCGGAAGCAGGAGCAGAUGGCAUUGCUCGGUGCAUUAGCCGUAGCCGGAAGAUUUCCCAGACAUCUGAGAGGUUUAAGUGUAACAUAUGCGAUAAAUCAUUCUCGACCCACCAAGGCUUGGGUGGUCACAUGUCCAGCCACAACAAGGUCACCAUCAAGAAGAGCCGAAGUGGAGAUGAUCAUGAAGGAUCUGCAUCGGUGGAUCAAGAAGCCGAUGAGUUCAGAUCAAUCGCUGCAACCGCGACCCAAGAACCGGAGGAUGAUGGCAGCGCAGAUGCCAAAUGCUAUGGAGACAGCGGAGAUGGCCCACCCUCGGUGCAGGCAUCGGGUCGCAAGAUGCUUGCCAUUGACCUCAACAAGCUUCCGCCUACGGAGCAGGAUGAGCAAGAGGGAUGA